Bombyx mandarina (wild silkworm) is the source of this 532-nucleotide messenger RNA. RefSeq lists its product as uncharacterized. Gene Ontology annotation, molecular function: protein kinase A regulatory subunit binding. Gene Ontology annotation, cellular component: cAMP-dependent protein kinase complex. The record is from RefSeq and is a predicted model, not a curated record. NCBI's taxonomy places the organism in Eukaryota, Metazoa, Arthropoda, Insecta, Lepidoptera, Bombycidae.
GCGUGUGUGUGGUGUGGCGCGAUGACGGACGUCGUGUGUGUGAAGAUAAGUGCUCAACCAAGAUAUAGCAUUCACUGGAAAAGGUCGCCAGUGAGCCGAAAAAACCUCGCUUCGCAUGUGAAGGUGUCACUGGGCAGCAUCGGAACUCCUUUGCCGAUAACGAGCGAGAGAUUCAUCGGCAAGACAAUCGAGAGAGUAUGGAAGUUGACCGACGCGUUCAUGUACACGUUGAAGUAUUUGGGCGGCUCGCAAGACGAAUGCUCGCAGUUUUAUUACUUCGAGGCGAUCUUCAGUCAGCCAUGUACAGCGUACCCGAUCCCACAAGCAACCGUAUCCGUCUUCUUCAGGAUUGAGGACAAGCACAUUGAGCCUCUGGAAAUACGUGGAGUACCGCGGAUGUGGUUCCGCAUCGAGGGUCAACAGGUAGACCACGACGUGCAGUUUGUAGCCCUAACUGCAGACUGGAUCUUGGCCGUACUCCAGAUGAAGAUGAAGUUGUUCCAGAGAAUUGAGAAGAUCCAACUGUUUUGAU